Eleginops maclovinus (Patagonian blennie) is the source of this 4831-nucleotide messenger RNA. RefSeq names its product elongation factor RNA polymerase II (gene ell). Bases 299 to 2278 code for a protein of 659 amino acids. The record is from RefSeq and is a predicted model, not a curated record. Gene Ontology annotation, biological process: snRNA transcription by RNA polymerase II; transcription elongation by RNA polymerase II; positive regulation of transcription elongation by RNA polymerase II. Gene Ontology annotation, molecular function: cis-regulatory region sequence-specific DNA binding. The transcript is spliced from 12 exons. Gene Ontology annotation, cellular component: transcription elongation factor complex. Lineage: Eukaryota; Metazoa; Chordata; Actinopteri; Perciformes; Eleginopidae.
ACAUAUAAUGCUAUUAUACAUUUAAAAGGUUGUCUCCAAAUUAGUAUAAAAGUAUUAUUUUACAAAAUAGUUUCUAUUUAUUUUGCAUUCAUGUUUUAAUGUGUAUUCAGCAGUGAAAAUGUAGUUGAUAUUACACAUGUGACUAUAUAGGGCUUCGUUACUGCUCGGUGACUUCAUCAUCAUCAUCAUCAUCAUCAACGGGGACCGGUCAUUGAAUAUUCAUUAGAAAAGCAACGGGAGUUCUCGCUUUACGACAGAACGAGUGCGUCCGUGCGCAUGGUGGUGAACGGUAGCAAAGAUGGCGGCGCUGAAGGAGGAGCAGUGCUACGGACUGUCCUGUGGAAGAGUGAGCAACGGUAGCAAUGUCUCCGUCUUUCACGUUAAACUCACUGACAGCGCACUGAAAGCGUUUGAGGGAUACCAGGGAAGCAAGGUCCUCUCAUCACGACCAUUGAUCAGAUUUAAUGGAAACCAAGGGAAAAUUUCAAUACCACGGUCAGAGAAUUCCAGUGAACUGCAAACGUUUACUUUCUACCUGUCACAUGUGGGCAGAGAUAACCCCCAGGGCAGCUUCGACUGCAUCCAGCAGUACAUCACCAGUGAAGGGAGCAUUCAGCUGGAUUGUUUGGGUGGGAUCACGGACAAAAUUACAGUUUGUGCCACGGACGACUCCUACCAGAAGGCCAGAGAAAACAUGGCCCAGGUCGAGGAGGAGACUCGCAGUCGGAGUGCCAUCGUCAUCAAGCUCGGGGGGAGAUACGUGGGUAAAAAGGUUCAGAUCCGGAAACCGGCACCUGGCCUCUCAGACGUCGCCCCCUUAAGGAGGACAUCUCGGCCCGUCAUCAUCUCGAGCAGCACGCUGAAAAAGGGCACGCCUCAGCACAGGCCGCUCAGAGAGCGCCUCACACACCUGCUGGCCCUCAAGCCUUACAAGAAGCCUGAGCUGAUCCUGAGGUUACAGAAAGAUGGCCUCUUGCCAUUAGACAAGGACUCCCUGGAUAGCUACCUGCAACAGGUGGCAAAUCUGAAUGGGAAAGACAACACCUUCACAUUGAAGGACAAUUUGUAUAAGGAGAUUCAGAUGGACUGGCCAGGCUACACUGAAGGAGAUCAGCAGCUACUCAAGAGAAUCCUGUUUAAGAAGCAGAACCAGGCCCCCCCUCUGGAGAGCCCCCCCAAAGAGCUGGCCAGUAACUCGCCAUCUCAGAAACGGCCCGCUGCUGACUUCAUCGACCCUCUCGCCAACAAGAAGCCCAGAAUAUCCCACCUCGCCAGCAAGGCUGCAACAGCCCCAGUGAAUGGCAAGCUCGGCUCCGCCAACGGGAGAGUGGAGACGGGUGGAGCGCAGGCAGGAGUGGCGGUUUCCAUGUCGGACAGCAGCAUAACGUCCAGCUCCCAGCAGCUCCCGGUGCUGGACAUCCCUCGGCCUUUCGAAGCACUGUCAGACGUGAGCAAUGACUCCAGCCACAAUGGGAGAGACUGCGACUCUCAGGAAACGGCCGUGUCCGAGAGGCUCAGCCAACCGCCUUCGCUGUUCACGGGCUCCACGCCGCUCUCCACGCCGCUCACCACGCCGCUCACCACGCCGCUCACCGCGCAGCUCACCGCGCCCAGCAUCAUCACAUCAUCUCCGGCACACACAGUCCCGGAUGUCCCCCGGGAUAAGAGUCCUUCAACCAUUAACAACAAGUCCAAGAAGAAGUCAAAAAAACAUAAAGACAAGGAGAAGGGCAAAGACAAGGAGAAGAGCAAAGACAAGGAGAGGGUGAGAGAACGGGGGCAGGACAAGGAGAAGAAGAGUCGCGGGGAGCGAGUGCCUGAGCUGAAACCUGCCUGUGACAUGAGCCCAGCAAACCUCAAAAGCAACAGUAUUCCACACAAAAGCACAGAUCUGAAUGGGAUGUGCAACAGUACCAGUAUUCCUACGUCAUCACCCGAGGUGCCAGACUAUUUAUUGAAGUACAUGGUGAUCGGCUCUCCGGAACAGCGUCAGAGGUAUAAAACCGAUUUCAAUGCCGAGUACAGCGAGUACCGGAGUCUGCACGCUCGGAUAGAGGGCAUCACCCGGCAGUUCACGGUGCUCGACAAUGAGCUCAAACAACUCAACCAAGGCACAGACAAGUACAAGACAAUCCACAAUCAGAUACUUCAGGAGUAUCAUAAAAUAAAAAAGACUAAUCCAAACUAUAGCCAAGAGAAGAACCGCUGUGAAUAUCUACACAACAAACUGGCACAUAUAAAGAGACUUAUUGCCGAGUACGAUCAACAGCAGCUUUAGAAGUAGUUAUUGCACAGUGUUUACCUGUUGUCUCUGGAAACCACGCAGAUAAAGGAAAACUCUGGACUCCGCCUGUGCUAAAGAAGUGUUCUCAUGAAAGAUGCCAUGUAAGGAGUAUUCCCCUCAUUGGGGCCAAAGGCUCUAGUAAGGAAUAAGCAGGACACAAUGUUUUUCUCUUUAAUUUUAUUAUUUUUUGUUUCUUUUUUUGGAAGAUGGGGUUGUGCCUAGUGUGGCCAGGUCCGUCUGUGUAGUUACAAUGCAUCCAGAAAAAAAAGUUCUGUGUGGCUUUUGUUUUUCUCAACAGCCCGCCCUGAGGUCUGAAAGAGACAAACGUGGAAACUUUCCUACUUUCUCGGGAGAAAAUCCAAAUCUUUCCUGCUUUUUAAAACUGGAGGGGAGGGAAGGAAGGGAGGGUGGGGGCAGAUUGUAUGCCAAAUGCAACUAAUUUGUUUUUGAGUAAUGAAAUGAUACAUCAGUUUCCCCCCAUAUCGAAUGGUUAUGACGUUGAAGUCUCCAUCUUUGUUUUCUUUAUUUAUUUUUGACACUUAAAUUGGGGGAAUGAGUCUCUUUUAACACUCCUUCAUAUCAGUACUUAAAGCUGUCUCUUCUUUUCUGUCCUCACAUCUUGAAUGUCAGCCAGUAUUUUAUUCAGAAGCUGCCUUGCUCAUCUAAUUGUCAAAUCUGUUGGCGUUUAAUAUAUUUUUUCUCUUUUAAAGAGAUGCAGAUAUACCUUUUUGAUUAAAUCAAGCAUCUGAAUGCACACAAUCGUACGCCUGUUUGUGCGCUCGGCUUUUCUUUUUCUAAAAUAUUGUGCAGAUGUCUUAACAGAGGGAACAUGUGAGAAAGUACCCCGUCGCUCUUUAGCGGUCUUUCUCCAAACACUGUCCUCCUCACUCAGUCGUUACAAGCUGCAGCGCUUGAUCAUCGGUUACAACAACGGUGUUUUAGUAACGCUUCAUCAUAACGCAUCCUUGGAAAACUAUAAUCAGCUCUUAAUUGGUUGCCUUUCCACUUUAGGUCAUGAUGGCUUUUGUAGCAAUAUGAAUUAUCUGAAGAGUUUAUCGCCAGCCCUACUCUUCAUCCUGCUUCAGAAGAUCCUCGAAUUGUAAGAUGAUGCAGACAGGGGAGGCUUUUUUCUUUUCAUCUUUAAAAAAUAAAGUGGUUUAUAUCCACUGAUUUGAUUUAUCUGUUAAGUUAGCAUUAGUGUCCCCUUUAGUUAUGUUGAAAUGGCGUUUACAGUUUCUUUAAAAAGAUCAGAUUUUGAGUUUUGUCUGCUCAUCGGCCCACGUGGAAGUCCAUUGAGACGACUGUUAAGAUGAAGCCAUCCUCAAUCAUCCUCCAGGGGGCGUACGCUCACCUGCGACCAGUUUUUGCCUUUUUCAAAUGUGAUGUCAGAUUUUCACGGACCUGAAAUCUAAUUCCUUGAUCAGCUCUGAGAAAUGCCGCGUCAAGACGUAUCCACUCGAUGUAUCCGAAGAAAAAUUAGACCUGCUGUAUCAGAACUUAACCUAAUGAGUCGUGUUAAGUCAGCGAGUGCAUUUCUGAUAUCUUUUUAUGUGAAUAUGAAAAAUCUGCACUUUUCUCCUGAUCUUGCUGUUACCUGGGGGUUUUGUCCAAAAUGACACUUUUCCCUUUGUCCAUCAGAGUGCAUGCUUUAUGAAUGUGUUACAAUGAAUAGUCUUGUAUCUUUACUUGAAGAAAAAAAAAACAACUGCCCAAGGAUAUCGAAAGCCAAGCAAAGGCCUAGCCCAACUGAAUUCAGUGUGUAAUCAAUUCGACGUGGCUCUGACCAGCAUGUAUACCAAAGUGCUUACCGGGUGGGAUGAAACUAAAACGCUCUACCAAAUGUUGGCAAAGGAACAUGUCGCAGUAUUCUCUACUUCCUGUUAUCAUUUCAAUUUCCAUCAUUGAUCACCCAGUGGACUUUUUCUCAGUGUUUUUCUUGUGAGAAGUCAGAGGAAGCUCCUUUGCUUCUGAUGAGAUUUGCAUGACUGUGACGGCAGGUUUCAGAUCUAUAUCGCUCUCCUUUUGCAAACACUACAUUUAGGCCAAUGCUCCGAGACUCAUCAUAACGAUGCUGCUGAGUCUGGAUCUGGGACUUUGUGUAUCUGGAAAGGGGGAAUGUCUUGUUACCAGAUUUAUCAUCGCCCAGUAUGGCAGUACAGACACUCUCCACCUCUCUUACUGUAUCCUUUCCGACAUGAUUACUGUAUUACACCUCUGUUACGGUCCAAAUCCAUUGUGAAGGACUUCAUCAGUAAAAAGACCUUUUUGCACCACAGCAAACUGUUCAAGAGUAACGAUAUGCCAGCACAGGAGUACCGUUGUAUGAGUUGAUUGUGCCAAAAUGACCUGUUGUAUAGGUUUUUCCUUUUCUUUUUCUUUGAGUAUAUACAUGCUGCUGUAUAAGCAACGAGGGCUUUGGAGAAGAGUCGUGAAAUGUUGGCGCUAAAGCCCAAAGCACGCCUUUUUGAAAAACCAUAAGGGACUGGGACUGAAAUUGAUCUUUGUUUCAAUAAAAUUCUUUAAAAUCCUUAUUUGUGAAAUUCUGAA